AAGAGCCAUUGCCUUCCUGGUACAUAUAGCGCAGACCUACAAGUCAAAGAAUGAUUCAAAUGAUGUCACAGGAUGCAAAGGUUGGCACCGGUGCAAACAAUCCCAUUUUCCACAUGAGCUUUCUUGGAGUAUGGAUGUUAUCAUCAGAGCUGUUCAGAAAGAAGCCUUUCCAGUGGAAUUCUCUGCCCUUGCGGAUGGCAACAACCUGCCUAAGAGCAGUCCGCUGUUCAAACUCCACCCUAAAGUUGAUGGAGGCCUUUUGAGAAUUGGAGGAAGAAUCCAACAUGCACCUCUGGAGUAUGCUGAAAAGAACCCUCUGAUCCUACCCAAACACAGCCAUGUGUCUAUGCUGUUAGUGAGGCAUUACCACGAGCAGGUAGAGCAUCAAGGCCGUCACUUCACUGAAGGGGCAAUCAGAUCUGCAGGCUUGUGGAUUAUUGGUUGCAAGCGGCUCGUCAGUGCAGUCAUACACAACUGCAUAGUCUGUCGGAAGCUCCGUGGCAAAAUGGAAACACAGACCAUGGCAGAUUUGCCACCCGAGCGCCUCAGCACAUUUCCGCCAUUCACCUACGUGGGUUUGGAUGUUUUUGGGCCCUGGAAGGUCACUGCAAGGCGCACAAGAGGGGGCCAUGCAGAGAGCAAGCGUUGGGCCGUGUUGUUUACCUGCAUGAGCACUAGAGCGGUGCACAUAGAAGUAAUCGAGUCCAUGGACACUUCUAGCUGCAUCAAUGCCCUAAGGCGAUUCUUCGCAAUUCGGGGACCAGCAAAGCAGCUAAGAUCGGACCGCGGAACAAACUUUGUUGGUGCUAGGAACGAACUAGAGCAGACCAGGCAGCAAUCAGAAUCCAGUGUGUGGAAGUAUUUGAGUGAGCAUGGCUGUACCUGGGAGUUCAAUUCCCCUCAUUCUUCACAUAUGGGAGGAUCCUGGGAACGCAUGAUUGGAGUAGCUCGCCGAAUACUUGACUCCAUGCUUCAGAAGCACAAGGGUUUAACUCAUGAGAUACUGUGCACUCUCAUGACAGAGGUCUCUGCUAUCAUCAAUGCUAGACCCCUUGUCCCAGUUUCCACCGAUCCUGAUGCUCCAUUUAUUUUGACUCCCAAUACACUGCUUACCCAGAAGGUUGGUGCUUUCCCUCCUAUGGAAGGAUUAUCGGGAAAGGACCUUUACAGAAGUCAGUGGAAGCAGACACAAGUGCUUGCCAGUACGUUUUGGAGCAGAUGGAAACGGGAGUUCCUUCCAACACUACAGAGUCGCCGCAAGUGGGCAGAGAGUCGCCGCAAUCUGCAGGAAGGUGAUGUAGUGCUCUUGAGAAACAGUCAAGUCACAAGAAAUGAGUGGCCUGUGGCAUUAGUGACAGCUGCCUUUCCCAGUAGAGAUGGGAAAGUGCGCAAGGUGGAAAUACUAACCACAAAGCAUGGGAGCUCAAAGAAAUUCGUGAGACCCAUCUCCGAAGUAACUCUUCUUUUGCCUAAAGAGACUGAGAGUUAGCAUAGUACAUAGUGUAAAUGUUUAUUAAUGGCGCCACAGACGCCAGGCGGGGAGUGUUCUGCCUCUAGGCUUUCGAGUGUUUCAAGGUACAGUAGCACCACCCUUUGGUAGAGGCAGGUGUUGCACCCUGGCAGACAGGAAACAGGAAACCAGAGACCCAUGUUAGUUCUUGUUGUGGAUCUCAGCAGCUUUACAUGCCUGUUGUACAAUCUGUCGUAAUCAAGGGAUUUAGCCCAUUGUGAGCAUUGCCUUUUACUCCUUUGUUGUACCAACAUGCUCUUCAAGAGUCUACACUAAAAUUGGAGCUAGAAUGCUAAAUCCUGACUCUCGUGUUGUUAUUCUGGGAGUUUGGCUGGCU
Colossoma macropomum (tambaqui) is the source of this 1847-nucleotide messenger RNA. RefSeq lists its product as uncharacterized. Gene Ontology annotation, biological process: DNA integration. Gene Ontology annotation, molecular function: nucleic acid binding. The transcript is spliced from 2 exons. NCBI's taxonomy places the organism in Eukaryota, Metazoa, Chordata, Actinopteri, Characiformes, Serrasalmidae. Bases 131 to 1489 code for a protein of 452 amino acids. The record is from RefSeq and is a predicted model, not a curated record.